Molecule: messenger RNA, 8202 nt
Organism: Nyctereutes procyonoides (raccoon dog)
Lineage: Eukaryota; Metazoa; Chordata; Mammalia; Carnivora; Canidae
Product: mucin-2-like
Exons: 50
Coding region: 1-8088 (2695 amino acids)
Cellular component (GO): extracellular matrix
Molecular function (GO): protein binding
Source: RefSeq, a predicted model, not a curated record
AUGGGGCUGUCACUAGCCCGCCUGGUGGCCAUCUGCCUGGUCCUGAGCUCGGCCAGGGGUGCAGAGCUCCAGAGAGAGGGCAGGACCCGGAACCACGGCCACAGCGUCUGCAGCACUUGGGGCGACUUCCACUACAAGACCUUCGAUGGGGACGUCUUCCGUUUCCCGGGCCUGUGUGACUACAACUUCGCGUCCGACUGCAGAGACUCCUAUAAGGAGUUCGCGGUUCACCUGAAGCGGGGCGCGGGCAGAGAUGGGGAGCACCCCCAGCUUGAGUACAUCCUGCUGAGCAUCAAGGAUGACACCAUCUACCUCACCCCGCAGCUGGUUGUGGUGAACGGGGCCUUGGUCAGCACUCCACACUACAGCUCUGGGCUGCUCAUUGAGAAGAACGAUGCCUACACCAAGGUCUACUCCCGUGCUGGACUCACCCUCAUGUGGAACCGGGAAGACUCACUCAUGCUGGAGCUGGACAGUAGGUUCCAGAACCACACAUGUGGCCUCUGCGGGGACUACAAUGGGCUGCAGACCUAUUCGGAGUUCCUCUCUGAUGGUGAGGGCGUGCUCUUCAGUGCCAUCGAGUUUGGGACCAUGCAGAAGAUCAACAAGCCCGGUGUGGUGUGCGAUGACCCUGAGGAGGAGCCGGCCCUGGAGUCCUGCUCUGAGCAUCGCGCUGAGUGCGAGAGGCUGCUGACGGCCUCGGCCUUCAAAGACUGCCUGGGCCUCCUGCCGCUGGAGCUGUACGUGCAGGCCUGCGCCCAGGACCGCUGCCGGUGCCCGGCGGGCACCUCCUGCGCCUGCAGCACCCUCGCCGAGUUCUCCCGCCAGUGCUCCCACGCGGGCGGGCAGCCCGGCAACUGGAGGACGGCUGAGCUGUGCCCCAAGAGCUGCCCUGGGAACAUGGUUUACCUGGAGAGCGGCUCGCCCUGCAUGGACACCUGCUCUCACCUGGAGGUCAGCAGCCUGUGUGAGGAGCACCACAUGGAUGGCUGCUUCUGCCCGGAAGGCACCGUGUACGACGACAUCACAGGCAGCGGCUGCAUUCCCGUGAGCCAGUGCCACUGCAGGCUUCACGGGCACCUGUACUCGCCCGGCCGGCAGAUCACCAAUGAAUGCGAGGAGUGCGUCUGCACCGCCGGCCGCUGGGUGUGCAAAGACCUGCCGUGCCCGGGGACCUGCAGCCUGGAAGGCGGCUCCCACAUCACCACCUUCGACGGGAAGAAGUACACCUUCCACGGGGACUGUUACUACGUGCUGGUCAAGGGUGACCACAACGACUCCUAUGCCCUGCUGGGUGAGCUGGCCCCCUGCGGCUCCACAGACAAGCAGACCUGCCUGAAGACGGUGGUGCUGCUGGCCGACAACAGGAAGAACGUGCUGGCUUUCAAGUCCGAUGGCAGCGUGCUGCUGAACGAGCUGGAGGUGAACCUGCCCCACGUGACAGCCAGCUUCUCCGUCUUCCAACCGUCCUCCUACCACCUCAUGGUGAACACCGCCUUCGGCCUCAGGCUGCAGGUGCAGCUGCUGCCUGUCAUGCAGCUCUUCCUGACGCUGGACCAGGUUGCCCAGGGGCACGUGCAGGGGCUCUGUGGGAACUUCAAUGGCCAGGAAGGGGAUGACUUUAAGACGCCUGGUGGGCUGGUGGAGGCCACAGGGGCCAGUUUUGCCAACUCCUGGAAGGCGCAGUCGAACUGCCACGACAAGCUAGACUGGCUGGACGACCCCUGCUCCCUCAAUAUCGAGACCAACUAUGCCGAGCACUGGUGCUCCCUGCUGAAGAAGACAGAGACCCCAUUCAGCAAGUGCCACACAGCCGUGGACCCCUCGGAGUAUUACAAGAGGUGCAAAUAUGACACAUGUAACUGCCAGAACAGCGAGAGCUGCAUGUGUGCUGCGCUGUCCUCCUACGCCCGUGCCUGUGCCACCAAGGGCAUCAUGCUGUGGGGCUGGCGGGAGCAAGUGUGCAAUGAGGAUGUGGGCUCCUGCCCCAACUCACAGGUCUUCUUGUACAACCUGACCACCUGCCAGCAGACCUGCCGCUCACUCUCCGAGGCCGACACCCACUGUGUGCAGGGCUUUGCGCCUGUGGACGGCUGCGGCUGCCCGGACCACACUUUCCUGGACGAGAAGGGCCGCUGUGUGUCCCUGGCCAAGUGCUCCUGCUACUACCAUGGCCUCUACCUCGAGGCCGGAGAAGUGGUGCUGAGGCAGGAGGAGCGAUGUGUUUGCCGGAAUGGGAGGCUGCACUGCAUGCAGGUCAAGCUGCUUGGCCAGAGCUGUCCAUCCCCAAAGAUCCACAUUGACUGCAACAACCUGACAGCGGUGGCCAUCCAGAACCCACGACCUGUCAGCUGUCAGACGCUGGCUGCCGGCCACUAUCAGACGGAGUGUGUCAGUGGCUGCAUAUGCCCAAGUGGGCUGCUGGACGAUGGCCGUGGUGGCUGUGUCACGGAGGAGAACUGCCCAUGCGUGCACAACCAUGACUUGUACUCCCCAGGAGACAAGAUCAAGGUGGACUGCAACACCUGCACCUGCCAGAGAGGGCGCUGGACGUGCACGCAGUCCGUGUGCUACGGCUCCUGCUCCAUCUACGGGAGUGGUCACUACAUCACCUUUGACGGGAAGUACUAUGAUUUUGACGGACACUGCUCCUAUGUGGCUGCUCAGGACUACUGCGGCCACAAUGCCUCCCUGGGCUCCUUCAGCAUCAUCACUGAGAACGUUCCUUGUGGCACCACGGGGGUCACCUGCUCCAAGGCCAUCAAAAUAUUCAUAGGGAGGACAGAGCUGAAGCUCGAGAACAAGCAGCGCCUGGUGGUCCAACGCGACACGGGCCACGCCGUGGCCUACACCACGCGGGAUGUGGGCCAGUACCUAGUGGUGGAGGCGAGCAUUGGUGUCAUUGUCAUCUGGGACAGGAAGACAACCAUCUUCAUCAAGCUGUCCCCAUCCUACAAGGGCGCGGUGUGCGGGCUGUGCGGCAACUUUGACCAGCGUUCCAGCAAUGACUUCACCACGAGGGACCACAUGGUGGUGGACAGCGAGCUGGACUUCGGGAACAGCUGGAAGGAGGCCCCCACUUGUCCCGACGUGAGCAGCACCCCGGAGCCCUGCGUCCUGAGACCGCACCGCCUCGCCUGGGCUGAGAAGCAGUGCAGCAUCAUCAAGAGCUCUGUCUUCAGCAGCUGCCACAGCAAGGUGGACCCCAAGCCCUUCUACGAGGCCUGCGUCCAUGACUCCUGCUCCUGUGACUCCGGCGGGGACUGUGAAUGCUUCUGCUCCGCAGUGGCCUCCUACGCCCAGGAGUGUACAAAGGAGGGGGCCUGCGUGUUCUGGAGGACGCCAGACCUGUGCCCCAUAUUCUGCGACUACUACAACCCCCCGGACGAGUGUGAGUGGCAUUACGAGCCGUGCGGGAAUCGGAGCUUCGAGACCUGUAGAACCAUCAAUGGCAUCCAUUCCAACAUCUCCGUGUCCUACCUGGAGGGCUGCUACCCCCGGUGCCCCAAGGAUAGGCCCAUCUAUGACGAGGACCUGAAGCAGUGCGUCACAGCAGACAAAUGUGGCUGCUAUGUCGGGGACACACGCUACCCACCUGGAGCAUCUUUUCCCCCUGAGAAGGACUGCCACUCUUGCGUGUGUACCAACUCCUCGGAAGUUGUCUGCUGGUGGGAUGAAGGGAAGAUUCUCAACUACACCCAGGAUGGCUUCUUCUGCUAUUGGGAGAUCUGUGGCCCCAACGGGACCGUGGAGAGGCACUUCAACAUCUGUGUGACCUCAACCCCCCUGCCCUCCACUACGAUCCCUGUCACCUCCACCCCCGUCACCACCACCACCACCACCACCACCACCACCACCACCACCACCACCCCGACACCCAGCACAGGGCUGUGCUGCUUCUGGUCUGACUGGAUCAACGAGAACCAUCCCACUGAGCAGAAUGCUGGAGACCGGGAGACCUUCGACAGCGUCUGUAGGGCCCCCGAGGAGAUCGAGUGCAGGCUGGCCACGGACCCCCACCUCAGCUGGGAGCAGGCCGGCCAGAAGGCCCAGUGCGAUGUGUCCGUGGGCUUCAUUUGCUACAAUGAAGACCAGUUUGGAAACGGCCCCUUCGCAGUCUGUUACGACUACGAGAUCCGUGUCAAUUGCUGCCUGCCGUGUCCCAUCACCACUCCAUCAACCACCACCACUCUGACCACCACUCCAUCAACCACCACCACCACCCCGACCACCACCCCGACCUCCACCCCCACCACCACUCCAUCAACCACCACGACCACCCCGACCACCACACCGACCUCCACCCCCACCCCGACCCCCACCACCACUCCAUCAACCACCACCACCACAACCCCAACCACCACUCCAACAACCACCCCCACAGGAGCACCGACCACCACCACCACGGCCACCCCUACCCCGACCACCACCCCGACCUCAACCAUCACCACCACCCCGACCACCACCACCACGGCCACCCCGACCCCGACCACCACCCCGACCACCACCACCACGCCUACCAGCACAAGGUCUACCCCUCCCUGCGUGCCUGACUGCUACUGGACGGGCUGGCUGGAUUCCAGGAAACCCACCUUUACUAAACCGGGUGGGGACUUCGAAUCUAUUGAAGUCUGCAGUUUGGGCUCGGCCGUCAACAUCUCCUGCAGAGCCGUCUUCUGGCCCGACAUCCCCUUGGGCGACCUCGGGCAAACCGUGCAGUGCGACGUCUCCGUGGGACUGGUGUGCAAGAACGAAGACCAGAAACCAGGGGGGCUCAUGCCACAGCCGUACUGCCUCAACUACGAGAUCAACGUGGAGUGCUGUUACCCCACUCCAUCGACCACCACUCCAUCGACCACCACCCCUACCACCACCCCGACCUCCACCCCCACCACCACUCCAUCGACCACCACCCCGACCUCCACCCCCACCACCACUCCAUCGACCACCACCACCACCCCAACCACCACUCCAUCGACCACCACUCCAUCGACCACCACCCCUACCACCACCCUGACCACCACCCCGACCACCACUCCAUCGACCACCACACCGACCUCCACCCCCACCACCACUCCAUCGACCACCACCCCGACCUCCACCCCCACCACCACUCCAUCGACCACCACCCCGACCUCCACCCCCACCACCACUCCAUCGACCACCACCCCGACCUCCACCCCCACCACCACUCCAUCGACCACCACCACCACCCCGACCACCACUCCAUUGACCACCACUCCAUCGACCACCACCACCACCACCACCCCGACCACCACCCCGACCACCACCCCAACCUCCACUCUGACUACCACUCCAUCGACCACCACCCCGACCACCACCCCGACCACCACCCCGACCACCACUCCAUCGACCACCACCACCACCACCCUGACCACCACCCCGACCACCACCCCUACCACCACUCCAUUGACCACCACCCCGAGCACAACUCCAUCGACCACCACUCCAUCGACCACCACCACCACCACCACCACCCCGACCACCACCCCGACCUCCACCCCGACCACCACCCCGACCUCCGUCCCCUGCUGCCUUUUGAAUGACACAUACUACAUACCAGGUGAUGUGGUGUACAAUGGCACGCACGGAGACACCUGCUAUUAUGUGAACUGCUCGUUGUCCUGCACCCUUGAGAUCUUCAACUGGUCAUGCCCGUCCACACCCUCCCCAACGCCUACCCCUUCCAAGUUGACACCGACCUCAACACCCAAAACACCCACACCUGUGUCAUCAAGCACACCGACCACCAGCAAGCCUCCUGGGUGCCCAGACUUUAUUCCUCCCAGACAGGAGAACGAGACGUGGUGGCUGUGUAACUGCACCAUGGCCAUCUGCAAGUACAACAACACCGUGGAACUAGUAGAGGUGGAGUGUGAGCCCCCGCCCAUGCCCACCUGCACCAACGGCCUCCAGCCCGUGAGAGUUUUGGAUCCCGACGGCUGCUGCUGGCACUGGGAAUGUGACUGCUACUGCACAGGCUGGGGGGACCCACACUACGUCACCUUCGAUGGGCUCUACUACAGCUACCAGGGCAACUGCACCUACGUGCUUGUGGAGGAGAUCACCUCCAAGGUGGACAACUUCGGAGUGUACAUCGAUAACUACCACUGUGACGUCAACGACCAGGUGUCCUGCCCGCGCACGCUCAUUGUGCGCCACGAGUCUCAGGAGGUGUUGAUCAAGACAUUGCAGCUGAUGCCCAUAAAGGUCCAGGUGCAGGUCAACAGGCAGGUCGUGGCACUGCCCUACAGGAAGUACGGGCUGCAGGUGUACCAGUCAGGCAUCAACUACGUGGUGGACAUCCCCGAGCUGGGCGCCGUCAUCUCCUACAACGGGCUUUCCUUCUCCAUCAGGCUGCCCUACCAGCACUUUGGCAACAAUACCAAGGGCCAGUGUGGCACCUGUACCAACAACACCGCGGACGACUGCAUGCUGCCCAGUGGGGAGGUGGUUUCCAACUGCGAGUUCGCAGCUGACCACUGGGUGGUGAACGACCCGUCCAAGCCACAUUGUCCCCAGACCGGUGUCACCACCAAGCGCCCACUCAUCACACCACCAGGGGGCAGCAGCACCACCCACCACAAGGACUGUGCUUCUUCUCUCUGCGAGCUCAUCAAAGACAGCUUGUUUGCCCAGUGCCACGCCCUGGUGCCCCCCCAGCACUACUACGAUGCCUGCGUGUUCGACACCUGCUUCGUGCCCGGCUCAGGCCUAGAGUGCGCCAGCCUGCAGGCCUACGCGGCCCUGUGCGCCCACUCGGGCAUCUGUGUCGACUGGCGGAACCACACCCACGGGGUCUGCUCGGUGACAUGUCCGCCUCACCGGGAGUAUCGCGCCUGUGGUCCCGCAGAGGAGCCCACCUGCGAGUCUAGGCCCUCAGAGGUGAACACCAGCCUGGUGGAAGGCUGCUUCUGUCCGGAGGGCACCACGAGCUAUGCCCCGGGAUACGAUGUCUGCGUGGAGCUGUGUGGCUGUGUGGGACCUGACGAUGUGCCUAGAAAGUUUGGAGAGCACUUCGAGUUCGACUGCAAGGACUGUGUGUGCCUGGAGGGCGGGCGCGGCAUCGUCUGCGAGCCCAAGGAGUGUCGCCAGGAGCCCCUCGAGUGCAUGGAGGAAGGCACCUACCCGCUCACGGAGGUCAACCCCGCGGACCCGUGCUGCAACAUCACAUCCUGCAAGUGCAACACCAGCCUGUGCCAGGAGACACUGCCCAAGUGCCCACUGGGAUUCGAAGUGAAGAGUGAGACCAGACCCGGGAAGUGCUGCCCGUCCUACUCCUGUGUGCCCAAGGGGGUGUGCGUCCACGGGAAUGCCGAGUACCAGCCGGGUUCCCCAGUUUACUCAUCCAAGUGCCAGGACUGUGUCUGUACCACCAAGAGAAACAGCACCUCGCAGCUCAACAUCAUCUCCUGCUCCCAUGUGCCCUGCAAUAACUCCUGCAACCCCGGCUUCGAGCUGGUUGAGGUUCCCAGGGAGUGCUGUGGGAAGUGUGUGCAGACCCACUGCAUCAUCAAGAGGCCAGAUAAGGAGAACAUCAUCCUAAAGCCUGGGGACAUACAUUCUGACCCCAAGAAUAACUGCACCUUCUUCAGCUGUGUGAAAAUACACAACCAGCUCAUCUCCUCUGUCUCCAACAUCACCUGCCCCGACUUUGACCCCAGCAUCUGCAUCCCGGGCUCCAUCACACUCAUGCCCAACGGAUGCUGCAAAAAAUGCAUCCCUCGCAAUGAGACCAGGAUCUAUUGCUCCACCAUCCCCGUCACCAAGGAAAUUUCUUAUAACGGCUGCUCCAACAAUGUCACAAUGAAUUACUGCUCUGGGUCCUGUGGGACCUUUGCCAUGUACUCGGCUGAGGCCCAGGGCCUGGACCACAGCUGCUCCUGCUGUAAGGAGGAGCGCACCAGCCAGCGGCAGGUGGUGCUGCAGUGCCCUCAGGGCGGCUCGAAGACCUACACCUACACCCACAUCGAGAGCUGCCAGUGCCAGGACACCAUGUGUGAGCUCCCGCAGACUCAGCGCAGUGUCCCCGGCCGUGCCAGGCGCGCCAGUCCCCGGGGCCUGUAAUCAGAGAGGGACUGAGCCGGUCCAGCAUCCAGCGCCCCCUGCCCCCAAGCGCCCUCCGUGCACCCACCUCCCGCUGACCCUCUCAGCUUCCUCGCCUAAGCGGACUUCCUCUCU